GGGGGCUUUCUUUCUCUCUCGCUCUCCAAAACCACGCUUCUCCCUCCUCGCUAUAUAUUGCCGCUACAUCUCCCACUCUCCACUCAUUCUCCAACAUCGCAAAUCACAACAUCUACUUCACAAUAAAAACACGUUUUCCUCACUCAAGUAAUGAGUUCAACGAGCAGAGCAUGGUUAGUGGCAGCCAGCAUCGGCACAGUCGAAGCGCUGAAAGAUCAGGGUAUCUGCCGAUGGAAUUACGCCUUGAGACUUGCGCAACAGCACGCCAAGAACAAUCUCAGGUCCUACACCACGCAGGGGCAGAAGCUGCGCGCACCUUCUUCUUCGGUGAUUUCUAGUAAGAUAUCGAGGGAAGAAGAACUGAAGAGAUCUGAGGAGUCGCUUAGAAAAGUCAUGUAUUUGAGCUGCUGGGGUCCCAAUUGAGCCCUAAUUCUUCUUUUUUUGCAAGUUUUGGUGGUUGUGUAUGUAAUGUGUAUAGAUUGAUAUUUAUGCAAGGAGAUGAAUGAAAAUCACUUCUUCUUCCACUUAA
Molecule: messenger RNA, 529 nt
Organism: Sesamum indicum (sesame)
Lineage: Eukaryota; Viridiplantae; Streptophyta; Magnoliopsida; Lamiales; Pedaliaceae
Source: RefSeq, a predicted model, not a curated record